GGUGAGGUAGUCAAGGGGCGGUUGCCAAUAACUAGUGGGACACAAGUCUAAUGUAAACACACUGCAGGUCUCACGCGCCGCAUAACUUGGCGAUCGACAUUUGUUGACCCGAGCAGCAUCGUCAUCCGCGACAGGAAUAAUUAUUGCGUGUCAUCCAACCCAACAACCACUGCCAUUCUGCAGCAUUCGACCACUUCUGCCGACUUCGGGUUGCGACAAAGCAUCGUUGCGCUGUCCCCUUCCCCGACUCCGCUUGUGGAGCUGCUAUCCGCUCAGCUGCGUCAUAAGGGUCUGCCCCGCUAACCCGUUGCUUGGAUCGUUGGCCUCAGCUCAGGGAUCUCUUUUUGAAGAGCCCGGGUUCCCGAUCCUUCGCCAUGAGCUCCUUUCUUACCACUGUCAAUAACCGGACGAGGAAUCAGGUCCGACCUCGAGCCCCGGGCAAAGGUGGCGCUACAAGCUACCAGCUGCGCCAGUAUGCGGAGGCAACGCUAGGUGGAGGGAGCCUGCGCAAGGUGGUGAAGCUUCCCGAGGGAGAAGACGAGAACGAAUGGUUGGCCGUCAACAUGGUGGAUUUCUACAACCAGAUCAACCUUCUCUAUGGCGCCAUCACCGAGUUCUGCUCCCCCCAGACGUGCCCGGAGAUGAAGGCGACGGACGAGUUCGAAUACUUGUGGCAGGAUUCCGAGAACUACAAACGGCCGACCAAGAUGCCCGCGCCGGCAUACAUCGAGCAGCUGAUGUCCUGGGUCCAGAGCAACAUCGACAACGAAGCAGUCCUGCCGAGCCGCAUUGGCGUGCCAUUCCCCAAGUCGUUCCCGUCUCUGAUGCGCCAGAUCUUCAAGCGCAUGUACCGCGUCUACGCUCACAUUUACUGCCACCACUAUCCCGUUAUCCGUGAGCUUGGCCUUGAGCCGCAUCUCAACACCAGUUUCAAGCAGUAUGUGCUCUUCAUUGAUGAGCAUAACCUCGCCAGCGGAAAGGAUUACUGGGGCCCACUCGGCGACUUGGUGGACAGCAUGCUGCGGAGCGACUGAUUACUGCCGCCGUUUUCGGUUGAUUCUUCUUUUUUUUUCUUCGAUAUGUCGGAUCGUCGGACUUCUUUUCAUGGCGGCGUUGGGUUUGGCUCGGCCGAGAGGGGACUUUUUUACUA
Molecule: messenger RNA, 1150 nt
Organism: Thermothelomyces thermophilus ATCC 42464
Lineage: Eukaryota; Fungi; Ascomycota; Sordariomycetes; Sordariales; Chaetomiaceae
Exons: 5
Coding region: 375-1034 (219 amino acids)
Biological process (GO): signal transduction; positive regulation of protein phosphorylation; cell division
Cellular component (GO): cytoplasm; nucleus
Molecular function (GO): protein kinase activator activity
Source: RefSeq, a predicted model, not a curated record